Gekko japonicus is the source of this 1580-nucleotide messenger RNA. Its product is annotated as zinc finger protein 501-like. The transcript is spliced from 3 exons. Gene Ontology annotation, biological process: negative regulation of transcription by RNA polymerase II; regulation of immune system process; regulation of cytokine production. The record is from RefSeq and is a predicted model, not a curated record. The coding region runs from base 1 to 1422 and encodes 473 amino acids. NCBI's taxonomy places the organism in Eukaryota, Metazoa, Chordata, Lepidosauria, Squamata, Gekkonidae.
AUGGUUGGGCAAUUUGAGGGGUAUUCUUUGGAAAUAGCCAAGGAUGAAGAUGCUAAAGGAAAUUUCAGAGAUGGAGAUGGACCACAGAGGCAGGAGGGAAGCCACGCAACAGGGGAGGAUCUGAGGAAUGAGGAGGAUGAGAAACUGCAUCCUCUAUCGCCAGAUGAAGUCAGGAAUGAAGACCUGAGAGGAAACUUCAGGAAUCAAGGCAGGCGUAAGAGGCCAAAAGGAAGCCAUAUGGUUGAGAAGAGGGAUAAAAAUAUUCCUUGCCAAGGGGGGGCUUUUCAAGAAGUAAUUCACACGGUGGAGGAAACAUUCAAGUGCUUGGAAUGUGGUAUGAACUUCUCAGAUGAAAUCCAGUAUAACAUCCAUUCACAAAUCCACAGUGGAAAGAAAACCGAUCAGUGCCUGGAGUGUGGAAAGAGCAUCCUUGGUAGAGCAGAACUAAUUAGACAUCUGAGAACACAUACAGGAGAGAAACCUUAUAGCUGCUCAGACUGUGGCAAGAGCUUCUCAGAGAAAUCAGACCUUGUUCAACACCAUAGGACUCACUCAGGGGAGAAUCCAUUUAUCUGCUCAGAGGAAUGUGGAAAGAGAUUCAGUAGGAGUGGCCAUCUUCUAGAGCAUCUAAGGAUCCACACAGGGGAGAAGCCUUUUGAAUGCUCAGAGUGUGGAAAGAGAUUCAAUAGGAGUGGUCAUCUUCUACGGCAUCAAGUAACCCACAGAGGGGAGAAACCUUUUGAAUGUGCAGAGUGUGGAAAGAAAUACAGUAGAAGUAGCCAUCUUCAGCAGCAUCAGAGAACCCACACAGGUCAGAAACCUUUUGAAUGCUCAGAGUGUGGAAAGAAAUUCAGUAGGAGUGACUAUCUUCAACAGCAUCAAAGAACCCACACAGGUCAGAAACCUUUUGAAUGCUCAGAGUGUGGAAAGGGGUUCAGUCAAAGUGGCAAUCUUCAACAGCAUCUAAGAAUCCACACAGGGGAGAAACCGUUUGAAUGCUCAGAGUGUGGAAAGAGAUUCACCUGGAGAGACCAACUUCAACAGCAUCAAAUAAGCCAUACAGGCAAGAAACCUUAUGAAUGCUCAGAGUGCGGAAAGAAAUUCAAUUUGAAUGCCAAUCUUCUACAGCAUCAAAGAACCCAUACAGGGGAAAAACCUUUUGAAUGCUCAGAGUGUGGAAAGAGGUUUGGUCACAGUGCCAGUCUUCAGCAGCAUCGAAGAACACACACAGGGGAGAAACCUUUUGAAUGCUCAGAGUGUGGAAAGAGGUUUGGUCACAGUGCCAGUCUUCAGCAGCAUCGAAGAACACACACAGGGGAGAAACCUUUUGAAUGCUCAGAUUGUGGAAAGAGAUUCAGUCAGCGUGGCACUCUUCAAAAUCAUCUGAGAACCCAUACAAGGAGAAAGCAUGUAACUGUGUAGCCUGUGAAAAGAGCUUUUCACCUAUUUCACACCUAAAGGACAACCACAGAUCAUAUAAAGCACUGAAACAAUGUAAACUGUUGUAAAGAGCUUGAAUCGACACAGAAACCUUACCGUAACUGGGAAGAAAUGUUAUAAAUGCUCGGAUUAUAGAAAGA